This is a messenger RNA of Drosophila persimilis, 1178 nucleotides long. RefSeq lists its product as uncharacterized. Gene Ontology annotation, biological process: poly(A)+ mRNA export from nucleus. Gene Ontology annotation, cellular component: nucleus. NCBI's taxonomy places the organism in Eukaryota, Metazoa, Arthropoda, Insecta, Diptera, Drosophilidae. The transcript has 2 exons. The coding region runs from base 48 to 998 and encodes 316 amino acids. The record is from RefSeq and is a predicted model, not a curated record.
UAGCAAAAAGUUAAUAAUAAAAUUUAUAAAACAAAAAACAGCGAAAAAUGCCGGAAAGCGACGUUACCAAAAUGAAGGUUGCUGAUUUGAAGCGCGAGCUGAAAAUGCGUGGGCUGCCUGUUAAUGGAAACAAAAAUGAAUUGCAGGAUCGCUUGCAGACGGCUCUGUUGGAGGGUGAUAUCUCGCUUGAAGACAGCGCCAUAGCAGAUGCCAUAGACGAUGAUGACGUUUCCCUGGCCGACGAUGAUGAAGACAAGCUGCUUGGGGACGAGCACGAUGACGAUGAGCUACUCAAGAGCCCGGUGGGCACGCCGACAGCUGCAAUAGUACCCGAUUUGCUGUUGGAUGAACACAGCGCCCUCAACGAGAAAACGAUUGCAGCAGCAGCCCUGCCUGCCAAAAAGAUUGUGCUCAAAAGAAAUAACUCUCAGCUGGCAUCGACAACAGCAGGCUGUACAACGACGCCCACCAUUGCAUCCAAGGAGAACGGGGCUCCCACAGCUAAUAAGGAUACGCCAGAGGAAACUCCAACCAAAACCAAACGCAUCCCCAUUGUAGUUGGAGGAAGCAAGGAAGGCGAAAAGUCCGCGGACAAGAAGCUCACUGAACUAACCGCAGAAGAACGUUUGAACCUCCGGGCCAAGAAAUUCGGCAUCACCCCCACUAUCGCAACUGCGUCUAUUGCAACUGCAAUUAACAAGUCCUCGAGCGCAUCAAUUGUGGCUAAUAAAGGAAACAAGGAAACAGACGAAAAGCAAAAGGAAGCUCUUAAGCGUCGCGCCGAACGCUUUGGCUGUGUGGUUCCCGAGAAGACCACAAAGACACUGGCCGACGAGCGCCUGCUGAAGCGCAAGGAGCGUUUUGGUACAGCAGUUGAGGCUUCUUCGACUCCAGCUACUGCUGCUGCUACGCCAGAGUCAAAGGCCAUUUACUCUGAGAAGGCGCGCGCACGCUUGGAACGUUUCAAGACUGCGCCGGCAGCCGCUACCCCAAAGUAGGAACGUCGUAUACCUUUCCCAUUUACACAAGCGAUGGAAUCCUCAUGGACCGAAACCCUGUAGACAGUCUUAUAGUAUGACCAUUCAAGUCACUCAUGCUUGUAGAGAUUAAGAAACCAUUAUAAAUAAAAAGAUAACAUUUCAACAUUACUAUUCCACAAAAUGUUACCCCACCGCAAA